UAUUUUGAAAAUGUUAACCGGAUAUCUUUUUUAAAAGUCUGGUUGUUUUUGAUAUUAGUGUCUUCAGAUGAAAACGCCCCGUGAGAGGAAAUUAAUAAAGAGCAAGACAAUGUGACAGAGUCCAGGAAAAGGAAGUUUUUCCACUGUAGAUAAAGUGUUUGCGACCUUAUUAACACGUGAAGUUGGUUUUAUUUUGACAGUUCAAACAGGAAUCGAUAUGUUCACGCCGGCUGACUUCACGCACUUUAAAAGUUAAGUAUGGGUACGUGGUAGAUAACCGACGGUCUCUUCUGACGUAGUCGUUAACCGUAAACUUGCAAACAGCCCGAUAGGUGUGGACCAGAGCAGCCGGGACACCCAGCAUGGCUCCCCGCGGGAAGAGGCCCGGUGCCGCGCGGAGCGGCUCCGUGAUGAACUUUAGGACCACGGUGAGCUCGGGCUCGGUCCGCCGCAGCUCCGCCGUGCUGCCGUCCGUGCUAACGUUCCUGGUGAUCGUCGCAUCCGGAGGCCUGCUGCUCAUGAUAGAGAAGGGAAUGCUGAACAGCCUGGAUACGCCUCCGCCCCGGGGCAGCGGCAGGCGGCUGGACUCCAUGCGGCAGCCCGGGAAGCACAGCUCGGCCGCAGUGGACGUGGAGUCGCAGAUCCUCCAGGAGAUCCGCAACCGGACCAUCAGGACCAUGUGCAGCCAGAAGAACAUGCCCCACAGCAUCUGGUCUCUGAGCCCCCUGCAGAGGAAGACGCUGCUGCAGCACGUCCUGGUCAAUGACGAGUACCACUUCCUCUACUGCUACGUCCCCAAGGUGGCGUGCUCCAACUGGAAGAGGGUUCUGAAGGUUCUGAACGGAGCGCUGGAGAGCGUCGACGUCAACAUCAAGAUGGACCACCGCAGCGACCUGCUCUUCCUGUCCUCUCUGAAACCCGAGGAGAUCCGCUACCGCCUCAAGCACUACUUCAAAUUCAUGUUCGUGCGGGAGCCCAUGGAGCGCCUGCUGUCCGCCUACAGGAACAAGUUUGGAGAGAUCGAGUCCUACCAGAAGAAGUAUGGCGUUGAGAUCAUAAAGCGGUACAGGAAGGGCCGCGCCAAGGACUCAUCCGUGAGAGGAGAUGAUGUGACCUUCGCGGAGUUUGUCCGUUACCUGCUGGAUGAGGAUGUGGAGCGUAUGAACGAGCACUGGAUGCCGGUGUACAACUUGUGCCAACCUUGUGCCGUGUCUUAUGACUUCAUCGGCUCCUACGAGCACCUGGAAAGCGACGCCGAGUUCGUGCUCCAGCGCAUCGGAGCGCCUCCUUACGUCCACUUCCCGGAGAGGCAGACGUGGUACAAGCCGGUCACCACGGAGACGUUACACUAUUAUCUGUGCAGCCUGCCACAGAAGCUGCUGAGGGAACUCCUGCCCAAGUACAUUUUAGACUUCUCCCUCUUCACUUAUCCGCUCCCCAACACAACCACUGAACACUGCCGGCAUUAAACCUGCAAUGUCUUAUAGUUUGGAGAUUAUUUUUUAUAGAGAAUCAUUUGUAUUAUUUUUAUGCUUAGGGAGCGUUGACAGCUGUUACACAUUUUUUACUUGAGAUGUCCUCACGUCGUUGCAACAUGCUGAUUAUUGGAGGAGAUGGAGACUUGUGUCAAAACCACUAAAGCUUGAAAUCAGCUGCAGACAAAGGAAAGUUACUGAGAUGUACGUUACAAUCACUGUUACUGUUACAGUAAAGGAAUCACUUCACUCCACAGUGACGCAGAUGUAAAUAAAGUUACGAGUUGUUUCUUCAUGUAGAUAUUGAUGGAGAUGAAGGGUUAACGGCUUCAGUGGGCAUUCAGUGGUUUAGCAGGCUAAAACACACACACACACACACACACACACACACACACACACACACACACACACACCACACACACACACACACUGUACCCAGAGGGCUGUGGGGUUUAAAUCGAGCCUCUUUCUCAUCUUUUCUAUUUACUUUCAUUAUACUCCAUCUAAUAAAAGCAGAAGUUCCAAGUGUUA
Messenger RNA from Seriola aureovittata, 2006 nucleotides. RefSeq names its product carbohydrate (N-acetylgalactosamine 4-0) sulfotransferase 14 (gene chst14). Gene Ontology annotation, biological process: dermatan sulfate proteoglycan metabolic process; carbohydrate biosynthetic process. Lineage: Eukaryota; Metazoa; Chordata; Actinopteri; Carangiformes; Carangidae. The record is from RefSeq and is a predicted model, not a curated record. The coding region runs from base 363 to 1469 and encodes 368 amino acids. Gene Ontology annotation, cellular component: membrane. The transcript has 2 exons. Gene Ontology annotation, molecular function: sulfotransferase activity.